GCCUGAUGACUACAGCUGCCGGCGCUGCAUGGAGUAAAGCUCUUUGGUCUUUAAAUGUGUAUGGUUAUAUUUGCUCCGAUUUUUGCCAUUUGUGCAUUUGCCACCUGUGGAGGAUACCAUGGCUAUCUUCAGGUUAAAGUGGACUGCUCUGCACAGACACAGAACAACCUCAGCAUCAACAUUGAUUUUGGCUAUCCUUUCAGAUUGCAGCAGAUCCACUUCAAAGCUCCCUUAUGCGAAACAAGCAGAGAAGAAGUUGUUUUCCUCAAUGGCGACUUCUCUGCUGCAGCUCAGUUUUUCGUAACUGUGGGUGUUUUGGCAUUUCUGUACUCCUUCUUUGCAACAAUUGUCUACGUUUUCUACCAGAACAAGUACCUGAAGAACAACAGAGGCCCUCUGGUGGAUUUUCUUGUCACUGUUACCUUUUCUCUAAUGUGGCUGCUCAGCAGCUGCUGUUGGGCUAAAAGCCUCACUGAUAUCAAGGCAGCUACAAACCCAACAGAGGUACUCCUUCUCAUUGCUUCCUGUAGAGAGAAGGAAAAUAGAUGUGCAACCACGCAGGAACCUCUCUGGUCUCGUCUAAACACUUCCACUGUUUUUGGUUUUCUCAAUGCAAUCCUCUGGUCUGGAAACAUUUGGUUUGUCUUUAAAGAGACAGGCUGGUACAAGACUGGCCAGAGAUACCCAAGUAGGACUUCUUCCAGGAAACGAUCCAGUGAAAUGCGAGAGCGACUCUACAGCGAGUCCAGCUUUGACCAGCCAGAUGACAGUUUUGGCCCCUACAGACAGGACAGCUUCACUGAGUCAAGAGGAGACUACAACAAACAGUUCGAGAGACAAGCUAGCAUCAACCAAUCACAAGUAAGCUUCAGCUUGCCCGAGACAUAUCUGGGCAAGGCAGCAAUUUAUGAGAGAGAGAAUAAAGUAGCUUCUCAAGGACCUGUGAUUUUUGUUAAUGAGAUAUGACCUUAACAUAAUGUGAGCUAAAACAGUGCUUCUUAUAUUACUACUCACAAAGAUAAUUAGAAAUCAGCUAAUUUUACAGAUGUAGGUGUUAAAAUUUGUGUAAUACAAAAAUAUGCUUGGAAAAAUUCUAAGUUUAACAGUUGUCAGAUUUCAAGGACAAAGUAAGGUCACUAAAGACAGGGCUACAGGGCUGUUUCUCUCUGCUUUACUGAAAAUCAAUUAAUGCAGUAAACCCCUCCAGGUAAUAGAAAAUAGCCAUUUAUACAGAUAAAACCAAACUAAAAAGAAUUAAAGUUCAUCUCCAUUACUUUUUUUAAACAAAAUAGUUCAUUAACCUUUUCUUUUUUGCACACACAAUUUCAUGACAAGAUUUUAGGUACAAGAUUAUUAUUAUUAUUGACUAUUAUUAUUAUAACUUUUUAAGGGACAUUCUCUAAAAAAUAAGAUAGUUUUAAUGUUUGGUUUGGUCAGCGAGUAAAAGAUUUUCUUAGUCAAUCCCUAGUUAGCAAUGUGCUGUCUAAUGAAACAAAAUAUUUUUUAAUGCUAACUUUUUACUGAACUUGCAGUGAGGCUUUUUUAAAACUUUUUUUUUAUUUAUUUAUUUAUUUUUUUUUACAAACAUUCAAAUUACAACUUCCAAGUAAUCUAGUUAUUUCAUAUUUCUUUGAGUGUUUUCCAAAAUCUUUAAAUGUACCCUAGGUGUCACGUCUACAAAGUUCCCUCUAUGUGCCCAGCUUUUUUGGGGCUAUUCUGAAGGGAUCUUGAUUUAUACUUUUCAGAACUUCUAAAAGGUAGUUCAGAUUUGUGGUUUGAACUUUUUAGAUUGUUUUUUUCUUUUUUACCAUUGAGACUUAGUUCAGUUUAUGUGAAAGCAUUUUAUUCUUCGAAUGUUUCAUUUUGGAGGCUAUAAAUGCCUGAAUACUUUAUGUCAAGCUCCAAAGUAUUCCCCUAGGAGAGGAAAAGAAUACGAAGCUAAAAAGGAUUUUGAACCGACCAUCAGAAACUCUAAUGACAUAUUGAUAAAGAUAUGAUUGGUUUUACAGAUUGUAAUAAAGUCUAUCUUUCUGAGAUUGAAAAUACAAAGAAAUUAAUGAUCUUUAUUUCAUCACAUAUUCUUAUAUUCUUUAGUACUGUGUUUUAAAAGUUGAUAUUCCUGGAUGUUCCAUUUGAAUUUGGGGUCAUGUGUAUGAAAUGACGUGUAUGAAAAUUGCAGUCUCAGUAGAAGAAAGUGUGUAAUGUGUGACUGAUAUCUAUGAUAUGGCAUUGAAGUUUUGUUACAUGGUUUUUUGUAUUGGUGGAUUUCUUAAUAUUCUAAUUUGUGUAUCUCCUCUGUGUCCUCAUUUGGAGAUCUGAGAUGUUGUAGUUCUCUUGACUGCAAAUCCUGUAGUGUUGUAUUUUUUUUUCCAAGUUAAUUGAAGGUCUGAAGUAAAAAGAUAAACACUUGUGCAGUAACAAGAAGUCAGGAUUUUUGUCUUUAAAAAAAAAAUACUGCAGUUUUUUUAUUUAUUUAAAAAAAUUAAGAAUGAUUGUCAUUUUAUCUUGUUUUACAUAGUGAUUAAAUAUCUAUUAACAUUUAGAUUCUAAUUAUACUUUGAAGCAGGUGUUACUGCUUUCUUAUUAUUUGCUUUUAUGUGAGAAUGCAUUGUUCCUCUUUAAUUCUGUGGUAAAUGAAUCAAAACAGAGGAGAUUUGAUGUAAAGUCUUCUUA
This is a messenger RNA of Gambusia affinis (western mosquitofish), 2673 nucleotides long. RefSeq names its product synaptoporin b (gene synprb). The record is from RefSeq and is a predicted model, not a curated record. The transcript is spliced from 5 exons. Gene Ontology annotation, cellular component: synaptic vesicle membrane; synaptic vesicle. Bases 55 to 966 code for a protein of 303 amino acids. NCBI's taxonomy places the organism in Eukaryota, Metazoa, Chordata, Actinopteri, Cyprinodontiformes, Poeciliidae.